Molecule: messenger RNA, 1425 nt
Organism: Aspergillus vadensis CBS 113365
Lineage: Eukaryota; Fungi; Ascomycota; Eurotiomycetes; Eurotiales; Aspergillaceae
Exons: 17
Coding region: 1-1425 (474 amino acids)
Source: RefSeq, a predicted model, not a curated record
AUGGACAUGACUCGACAGCAAGUCCUGUGUGUGAUUGUUCUUUCCCCCCAUCCAAAUCUACCAAAUGCCGUGGAGUAUUAUUCUGUUUGGGACGUUCAUGCUAAACACUUCACAAUCGUAGCAAAGAGCAUAUACGGUACGUGCGCCAUGGUCGAGCCAGCCACGGACCAGGAAAGUGGGUCAGGAACGACUCUCCGCGGCGUCAAGGCUGAUAUUGAGUUUUUGAGAAUGGCUGGCGAAUGGCUAGGUUUCAGAAGCUUGGGCGUGGCUUAUUGUGAUGGUUCAGCCGCUGCGCGAGGACCGUCUCGCACACCUUCCUCCUGCCAUGCUCCCCAGACAGCCACCGCCGUUGGACCAGAACGGAAAGAUGGUCGUGUCGCGCGCACGAGUCUGUGUGGGGUUGGUUCGCUGCUGAAAAUCGCUUGCCCAGAUAGGCCUGCUUCUGCACGACUCCAUAGGCCAAGGCCAGGAAUGGGCCUUCAACGCCAACGCAAUGCAAUGCAAUGCAACUCAAAAUGGCGAUAUUGGGAAAAAGUCGGGACGCAAGGGGCGGACAAUGCAGCACUAGCAGAGCUGGGAUUGCCCGAUUGGGAUCCGCCCCCUACAGAACACUCUCCACUCGCCCUCCAAAAGGUCGAGAAAAGAGGGAAGAAAGAAGAAUCGCGUCCCGAACGGUCGCACAGAAGACAUUGUACUGGGAUGGUGUACCUGCAGCAGGUUGUUGACUGCUCUGUUGACGUUCAGGAGGGCAUAAAGAUAAUAAAGGGAGGGAAUAUCCAGGAUCCGGCUGAUCGUGGUCUUGGCAGCAUCGUCAAUGCAGUGGGUUCGAAUCUCACCGCAGGAACCCUUUCGAAGAUCUCAACGCCCUUGAAUUGUCCGCUCGGGCCAGAACAGUCAAGGGAGGCCAUUAUUUUCGGAAGAUUGUCUGUCCGUUCCACUCUGCUCACUCCGGAUGCUGCGACGCACGGUCUUUUGGUAGUUGCCAAGAUCAGCGGUGCACAAUGCUUGGAUAACAGCAGUAGGGAGUGUGAGAGACCAAGAAUAGCGAUCCGGCCAGGUCAGCGAUUAUCCGCGAUGCUGCACAAAUCCCGAUAUGUCCCAAAAAGAUACCUAUUGCCUUUGGACGAAGCUCAUGAUACAAUAGGCAAACCCUGUAUAGCGGGUUACAUUGUCGACAAUAUCCGACCGCAAUUCCAGACCGAAGGUACUAUCAUACAUUUCAUGGGGUGUUCGAUUCAAUGCCACUUUGCUCGGAAAGUAUCCACGGCCAAUGGUCCCAGGACAGUACCUUAUCAGCCCAAAAGUACUAGGGGAGAGCAAACAACGUGUCCGACCGAUAGACUUGUCCAGCUGGUGGUUCUCUUUUUCUCGCAUGGAAGCAACGGGGUUCAUGCCCAGAGGAUCGAAGCAUUGGCUGACGCGUGA